This is a messenger RNA of Prorocentrum cordatum, 670 nucleotides long. Lineage: Eukaryota; Dinophyceae; Prorocentrales; Prorocentraceae. The record is from the annotation of a GenBank genome assembly.
CAGUGCCCGUCGGCGGCAUGCCGGGCAUGGCGGGCAUGCCCGGCCCGUGCGGCGGCUUCGGCGGCGCCUUCGGCGGCAUGCCGGGCCCUUGCUUGGCCUUUGGCGCGUUCGGCGCGGCGCCCUGCGGCGGGAUGCCCGCAAUGACCUUGCCGCCGCUCUGCGGGUGCGGGCAUGCAGGGGGGUGGCGAGGCAUGCCAGGCAUGUGCGGCGGGCUGGCGAUGUUCCCCGGCAUGGGCGGCGCCGCCCUGGCCGUGGGCUGGCCGGGCCCCCCGGGCGCGGCGGCCGCGCGCGGCGGAGCUGGCGCGGCGCGGUCGCGCUCCGGCAGGGGUCGUCAGGGCAGGCCCGGCAGGAGGAAGCGGGCGCCGAGCAGCGUGGGCGGCGGCAGGCCGCGCAAGGAGAGGUCGCCCUCGCGCUACGAGCGGCGCCUGUCGCCCUCCAGCAGGUCCUCCUCGUCCAGCAGCUGAGCGGCCGCGGGCGGGUGGGUGCCCGCGGCAGUCCAGGCCUCCGGAGGCCCACCCAUGGGGCAGCCUCCUCCAUUAGGCUUAACUCGGGUCGGGCCGCGCGCGGGCGCGGGCGCGGGCCGCGGCUCGGAGGCGACGAGAGGGGCGAAUAGCCCAGGGGGGAGCAAUCAGGGGCGCCGAUGAUCUACAGUGGGGGCGCGCAUCAAGAA